UUCUCCCUGAGUUCUCAUUUUAUACGGCUCUUCCCAGUUUGAGCAGGAAUUCUUAUUGUUUUCAUUUUCCUUUCUCAGAGGUUCACUCGAGGCCAGCCAGUCAGUACAUCUGUCCGCCUGCUGUGCAAAAGGCAGUCCCACAGACAUUACGGAAAGUACAGCCUUCACCACAGCUGCUCCUACUGCUCCUCUCUCUUUCUCUCUCUCCCCGCUUCUCGAAUCCCGUAACGAUUGCAGACUUUUACCCUCCAUACCUUGAGUGAUGGAACUUCAGUCAGUAAAUAAACCCCAGGGUGAACCGUCCCCAUCUAUCCCCAGACCCCAGGGUGACAAUGCCAGCAACGAGGUGGCAAAAGAGGACCUAGAAGGCAACAAGAAGAUAGAGAGGUUUGACAUCCCGCUGGACAGUCUGAAGAUGGUCUUUGAGAAUUCCACAGAAGUAGGAGCCGACAGAAUAGCGUACAGCCCAACGCCCAGGAGAUCCACUGCGGGCCGAUCGAGCAACACGUCCUUGGAACCGAAAGGGACCUCCUCUAAGCCCAGCCAAGGAUCCAGUGAAGCUGCGGGCGGCGCAAGCGGAAGCAGGCGGCAGAAACGUUCCAGGGAAGACAUGAGCCAAAGCGACAGCGGAGAGCCAGCGGAGGCAGAGCCUGUGUCGGUGAAGGAGCGCAUGGCUCUGUACCAGGCUGCGGUCUCCAAGCGGGAUGCCAGCGGAGCCUCCAGUGUGGUCCUGGGGGAGUCGGAGCCAUGCUCCUUACCUGGGGGGCUCGCCAGCGUCAAGAAGCAAUUUGAGAGCCAGGAAAUCGCCUCGUCUCAGAGCGGCACCACCCAGGUGCAGCUCCAGCAGCGGCCUGCGCAGGUCUCACAUAAUCAAAAUUUUCACCAGAGCAAUAUGGCUGCCCAUUAUGAAAACCAUGAUGAUGAAGCAGUGAGGGCAUCAGAAGGAGAGGAUCUACCAAAGCUUUCUACCAGGGCUUUGAAGCAGCAGUAUGAAAAAACCAUUGAACAGGCAGCACCAAGCAAACCAAUUAAGAAGACUCGAGUUCCGGAGACAGAGCUGUGCUCUGUGUGUCGCAAGAGGGUUUACCCUAUGGAGUCUCUGAUAGCGGACAAGCAGAACUUCCAUAAAACCUGCUUCCGCUGUGAGCACUGUGGCGGGAAGCUAAGUCUGGGAAACUAUGCCUCUCUCCAUGGACAUAUGUUCUGUACGCCACAUUACAAACAACUUUUCAAGUCCAAAGGAAAUUACGAUGAAGGAUUUGGACAGAAACCCCAUAAGGAGUUAUGGAACUCUAAAAACCAAAAUAAUUCAAAUGUAAAAGCCACAAUAAAUACCUCCCCUGAGAAAGACGAGUCAAGCGACUCUAUAGCACAGAGCAGUAUGGGCAUAUCAGAGAAGGAGAUGACAGACACAAAGGAAAAGGAUAUGGAUAAAUCUUCUGAUGAGAACAAAAAGAACACCAACAAAAUGUCUAUUGUAUGGCCUCCACAGACUGAAUCCCCAAAGAAAGCUUUCAGCAUUGAAGAAGAAGUUAAGCUGGUCAAGCCAAGCUGGCCUCCAGAAGAAAGCUCUGUACGGACCUUCACUGACACAUCAACAGAUAAAAGACAGUCCAAGAUGUCAUCCUUAAAGACCUCCGAAGAAGUCAAAAAGCAAGCGGCUCAUGGGAACAAAGACGGGCAAAAUCCGGUGAAGCAGGAGAUGAUGCUGCCCACUGUGGAGGUCAUGUCUUCUUCUGUGGAGGCAGCAGGACCUGCAGAUGUUGCUGAGAAGUUAGAAGCAAGUGAGAUGGAUGGAGUUGUAAAUGGUGGCGAUGUACCUGCAGGACUACAAGAUGGUAAAGAAAGUGUGGGUGGUGUUGGGGGAAAGUUGGAAGAGAGAGAAACGAAGGAGCAUGGGGAUGCUGCAGAAGGAGAAAAUACUGUGCAGGUCACAGUAAUUGAUAAUCAUGUGCCACAAGAACAGGAAAUAAAUGUAAAUUCCAACAACAACAAUAAUAACAGCAACAACCUGCUGUUUGACAAUGGAAUACUCUGCCCAGAAGUUGAUGACAAUGGACUCUUUCCAAGGCCUCGGUUCUCUGCCACAGAGUAUCUCAGAAAAGACGCAUGUGAUCAUUCAGAGGAAUCCAUAAAUGACUUGAAAUGCACCCAAAACUAUGAUGGUUUACAGAUAGCUAGAAAACAAGAUGCCUUUGUCCCAUCCGGUGCCAAAUGUGUGAAUGCAGGAAAGGGUUGGUUUACCAAAGACAUAUUCACAGAUGGGACUGAAUCUGAAAAUGUCUCCUCUGGGAAAAUGCUCCACUUGAAUGCUACAUCUGUGCAAGAAGACAUGUGUGUGGGAUGUGACAAUUCCAGUCUGCCAUCUGAUUUCAAGGAAGACAUGUUCAGCGAUCCCUCUACUGAGACGCCUAUUGUUUCUUUGUUAGAUGACCUUCUGCAUUUUGGAAUUAUGCCAAGUGAAAAUGCAGGCAGUACAACAGGAGAAUGGAAAAAGGACGAAAGGCCUGACUUCUUUGAUGCAAAUAUUGGAGGCAUUUUGGAAAAAGACUUGGAAAUGGGGGAGACCGAACAAGAGAUGCUGUCUGUGGAAGAACAAAUCAAACGAAAUCGGUAUUAUGAUGACAGUGAUGGUGACUGAACACUGAGUUAUGUUUGAUUAAGAGUUCUGUAUGCAAAUUUCUUAAUAUCAUGUCACAUAAAUGAUGUACUUAUAUCAGUAUCUACUCAUAUUACACACACGUCCAUGGAGAAACACUUAAAUUAAUUCAAUGAUCCAUCAUAAUGUUCUCCAGUUCAUUUGUAUUGCUUUCUCAUGACAUGCUGUGUUCCAGAUCUUAACUUCUGAAUGUCUUUGCUAUAAAAGUUUUUGAUUUUAAGCACCCAGUGUGCAUUUUAAAAAUGGAAAUUUUAAGGCGUAGUGAUACAAAUACUACCAAAUGAAUAAAACUGUGUUUGUUUUGGAUGAUUUUAUUUUCUUCUGAGCAGCAAAUACCUGAAUAUUUUUCUGGCUUUAUUCAUCUGACAGAUUUGUCAUUUUCUCCUCUGGAUCAGGUCUAUGAAUAUUUUACUGCUAAUUGAUAAAUGCACAAUAAAGCAAUAACUUUUUUUGACAUG
Messenger RNA from Paramormyrops kingsleyae, 3117 nucleotides. RefSeq lists its product as uncharacterized. Lineage: Eukaryota; Metazoa; Chordata; Actinopteri; Osteoglossiformes; Mormyridae. Gene Ontology annotation, molecular function: actin filament binding. The record is from RefSeq and is a predicted model, not a curated record. Gene Ontology annotation, biological process: actin filament organization; actin cytoskeleton organization. Gene Ontology annotation, cellular component: focal adhesion; stress fiber.